Messenger RNA from Brassicogethes aeneus, 1206 nucleotides. The record is from the annotation of a GenBank genome assembly. Lineage: Eukaryota; Metazoa; Arthropoda; Insecta; Coleoptera; Nitidulidae.
AUGGUGCUGGGUUGUUUCUUCCGUCUGUGUACGACCAAGGUCAACAUAAAUAUGCAUCACACUGACCUACAUAGACUAGGGAGGAGCAGGUUGAAAAGACUAUCAAAUACAAUAAGUGAUAAAUCUUAUCAUAAGAGCAGACAGAAUGCCUGUUCUAUUCAAUGUCAACACAAGAGUGUCUUAAAAAUAAAUUCGCUAACCGCGUCUGCGUGUAUAAACUUUUUAAUCGCUCAAGCAAAGUGUCUGCUAGAAACCGAGACAGUAGAUCAAAGCAGCGACUGUUGCAUCAGAAUGAAUGAAAAAGUCGCGGAACUCGAGAGCACGGUUUUUUCGAACGACACCAAGGCCCUUUGGGUGUUUGCAUACGGGUCCUUGUGCUGGCUGCCGGGCUUUCAGUUUCAUAAGGCUGUUACUGGACAUGUCAAGGGGUACAACCGAAGAUUUUGGCAGGGUAACACCACCCAUAGGGGAACGGAAGACAAACCUGGAAGGGUGGCCACACUAGUAGAAGACCCAGUUGGAUCUGUACAUGGACUGGCGUUCGCUAUAAGCGGUGAAGCAGCUAUACCCUACCUAUCCAAAAGGGAAUGCGAAUUGGGGGGUUAUAUAUCACAAUUCACGGAUUUCCACCCCGCCAAAGGGCAACCCUUUAAGGUAUUACUUUAUGUGGCCACCAUUAAGAAUCCCCUGUGGCUUGGAGACGGCAAAGUGAAGGAUAUAGCACGACAAGUAACGGAGUCGAGGGGCCCGAGCGGGCACAACGUCGAAUACGUGGUUAGGCUGGCUAACUUUAUGCGCGAGCAUUUUCCCGAACAUCCCGACCACCACCUCUUCGAGUUGGAGAAAGACGUUUUGGCGAUAGUCGGUGAGAAAAACAUGUGCCUUAGUAAAUUGAUGGGGACCGGUCAGGGCUGUGUCAAGUUUGUGAAAAAGGAUCACAGUGCCAGCAACGCGAACAACGAUCAAAAUAAUCCCGAACGGGUCGACUCCUUCGAGCACACGACUAGAGUUCCUGAGAAAACUUUGCGCUGUUCAUGCCGCGAUGAACUACCUGUUCAGGUGGGUGGUUCCGUGACUUCGACAGGUGGGGUGGCAGUUCACUUCACGCUUUUAAACUUAGGUUUAGGAUUAGGUUUUAAAUGCACUGACUAUGCACUGUAUUUUUUUAUAUUUCAGAGCGGAGAAACUAUUACGACUCGACCGUAG